Molecule: messenger RNA, 786 nt
Organism: Diabrotica virgifera virgifera (western corn rootworm)
Lineage: Eukaryota; Metazoa; Arthropoda; Insecta; Coleoptera; Chrysomelidae
Exons: 1
Coding region: 1-786 (261 amino acids)
Source: RefSeq, a predicted model, not a curated record
AUGGAAGACCUCAAGAAAAAAAGGACGCCUUUGAAGGCUAAAAUUACAAGGAUCGAAAACUGGCUCUCACAAAAGGCUAGUACGGAAAAGGAUGCGCUACAAUUUCAAUUUCGGCAAACAGAAUUAAAAACCUGUUUUUUAAAAUAUGAAGAAAUAAUGGAUCAGAUAGACGAGAUUGAUGAAGCCGGUACUGAAGCAGAAGACAGGGUAACAACUGAGCAAAAAUAUUUCUCUAUUCUCGCGGGCCUACAGCGUAAGAUGGACGAGUUAUUGUUGGGCCCCCCUCCUCUCAGAUCAAAUAGCACUCAGCCAACUGUGGCCACUGCUAAGGUUAGGCUUCCGGAGAUCACCAUGCAAACGUUCUGCGGGUCAUUCUCUGAGUUCAACUCGUUCUACCAGCUCUUCGAGACGCUAAUAGUGAACAAUGAAGAACUCAAUAAUGUGCAACGAUUUAUUUACCUUAAAUCGUUCCUGCGAAAUGAACCCCUCCAGUUGAUCGACAACAUCGAAGUUAUCGACGAAAAUUUCGAUAUAGCUGUAAAAACUCUCAAAGAUCGUUACGAAAACAAAUCGCGAGUGAUUAGCUUACACAUUCAAAAAUUGUUAAAGGCUCCAUCUCUAGUUAAAAGUAAUUCAAAGGCAUUACGCGAAUUUUUAACUCUAGCUCAGCAGACGCUGCUCGCUUUGAAAAAUAUGUCAGUACCAAUUGAGCAUUGGGAUUUACUAUUAAUUGAAAUAUUUUUAAAAAAAUUAGAUUUUGCUACACAUAGGGCCUUUGAAUGGUAA